AUGUCCCGGCAGCCGGCGCUGGAGCUGCUGGCUUCAAAGCCCAGCCUCAGCAGUGUGAAGCUCGACCUCAUACCCGCCCUCUGCCGCCACCAGCUGCAGCGCCCCUCCGACGCCGCCGCCGCGCACCGCAACGGCGCCGCCGAAGCGCCCUCUGCCGCGGGCGGCGCGGCCGCAGGCGUGGGCGUGGCGGGCGGCGGCGGGCUCGGGCUGCUGCGGCAAGGCAGCGCCGCGGCGGGUGGCGGGGAGGAGGAGGAGCUAUUGCCGGGCGCCGACUACAUGCGGCGCUUCCAUGCCGGCGCGGCCGCGGCGCGCGGCGCGGGCGCCAGCGGCGGCAGCGACGCCACGGCGGGGCAGGUGGCGGUGUACAUGGCGCCGCUUGGGAAGUUCUGCGGGCGCGUCAACACCCUGCAGGCUUACGGCGACAUCAACCGGGAGGUGGCUGCCCCGGACUCGGCGCUGCACCUCACGGGGUCCCAGCCCUCGCGCUACGACAACGUCGUCGCGCCCACAGCCACGCUCGGCAACAAGGCCACGGUGGGCCCCGCCUGCAUCGUCGGAGACCACUCCGCCCUGGGUGACAAGGUCAGCGUCAAGCGCAGCAUCAUCGGCAGCAACUGCAGGCUGGGCGCCGGCUGCAAGGUCAUCAACAGCGUGCUCAUGGACGGCGUGUCGCUCGGCGACGGCGUCCACGUGCAGAACAGCGUGCUCUGCGGCGGCGCGUCCGUCCAGGACGGCGCGGCGCUCAAGGACUGCCACGUGGGGCCGGGCUUUGUCGUGGCCGCGCAGGCCGACCACCGGGGGGAGACGCUGGCCAAGUCGUGA
Messenger RNA from Monoraphidium neglectum, 822 nucleotides. RefSeq names its product Translation initiation factor eIF-2B subunit gamma. Gene Ontology annotation, molecular function: translation initiation factor activity; transferase activity; guanyl-nucleotide exchange factor activity. Gene Ontology annotation, biological process: cytoplasmic translational initiation. Lineage: Eukaryota; Viridiplantae; Chlorophyta; Chlorophyceae; Sphaeropleales; Selenastraceae. The coding region runs from base 1 to 822 and encodes 273 amino acids. The record is from RefSeq and is a predicted model, not a curated record. Gene Ontology annotation, cellular component: guanyl-nucleotide exchange factor complex; eukaryotic translation initiation factor 2B complex. The transcript has 5 exons.